Molecule: messenger RNA, 1573 nt
Organism: Scophthalmus maximus (turbot)
Lineage: Eukaryota; Metazoa; Chordata; Actinopteri; Pleuronectiformes; Scophthalmidae
Gene: gpn1
Product: GPN-loop GTPase 1
Exons: 13
Coding region: 99-1307 (402 amino acids)
Molecular function (GO): GTPase activity
Source: RefSeq, a predicted model, not a curated record
UGUGUUGACGACAGUACCAGUGUGUUGACGGCAGUACCAGUGCGUUGACGACAGUACCAGUGUGUUGACGGCAGUCAGUCGCCACAACAUCCAGCAACAUGGCAGACGGUCGUCGUCCCGACGAGACUGUGAUGGAAAACCAACAGUGUUCAGCGGCGGGAGAUGGCGGGUCACCGGUGGCUUCUGCUGCUGCUGCUGCUCGGGACAAACCCGUGUGUCUGAUCGUGCUGGGGAUGGCGGGGUCCGGGAAGACCACCUUCGUUCAGAGGCUGACGGCUCACCUCCAUAAUCGGAAAACUCCUCCAUAUGUCAUCAACCUUGACCCCGCUGUCCACGAAGUGCCCUUCCCUGCGAACAUCGACAUCCGGGACACGGUGAACUACAAGGAGGUGAUGAAGCAGUACGGCCUCGGACCCAACGGAGGCAUCGUGACGUCACUCAACCUGUUCGCCACGCGCUUUGAUCAGGUGAUGCAUUUCAUAGAGAAGAAGCAGCAGAAUCACAGGUACGUGCUGAUCGACACCCCGGGUCAGAUCGAGGUCUUCACCUGGUCGGCGUCUGGAACCAUCAUCACAGAGGCUCUGGCGUCAACCUUCCCGUGUGUCGUGAUCUACGUGAUGGACACGUCCCGCAGUGUCAACCCCGUCACGUUCAUGUCCAACAUGCUCUACGCCUGCAGUAUUCUCUACAAGACCAAGCUGCCCUUCAUCGUCGCCAUGAACAAGACGGACAUCAUCGACCACAGCUUCGCAGUGGAGUGGAUGCAGGACUUUGAGGUCUUCCAGGACGCCCUGAACCAGGAAACAUCGUACGUGAGCAACCUGACGCGCUCCAUGAGUCUGGUGCUGGACGAGUUCUACACCGACUUGAGGGUGGUGGGCGUGUCCGCGGUGACGGGAAGGGGAUUGGACGAGCUGUUCGUUCAGGUGGAGGAUGCCGCCGAUGAGUACGACAGAGACUAUCGGCCAGAAUACGAGCGACUUCGCCGACAGCUGGCCGACGCCCAGAGCAGGAAGCAGCAGCAGCAGCUGGAGCGACUCAGGAACGACCUGGGAGCCGUGGACAUCGGCAGCUCACCUGCCGCAGAGGUCUCUGACAUCACGGGCCCUAGUGACCUCAUCAUGAUGCGCGGUAACCGUGACGAUGACGAGGACUCAGAGGAGGAGGAGGAGAGUGACACGGACGACAUCGACCACAGCGCUACGGAGGAGAGCAAAGAGGGCGACGCCUUCGGGAACUUCCUGAAGGAGAGGAAGGAAGUGGUCCAGGUCCGAAACAGGAAGGGCGCCGUGCCCGAGGGUCACUGACAUCUGACCUGUGAGGGAACGCUGGGGGGAACAGAUAACAUGCGGACGUACAGGAGAUGUCUGAUGAUGAACUGAGCUUCCUGUUUGAUCAGGUGACCUCUGACCUCCACUCCUCCUACCUGAAAAUAUAAGUUAUAUUUUUAUAUCAGAGCAGAAUCUUCUAUUGUUCUUUCCUCUUGUUUUUUUUUCUUUACAGUUGUGACUUUUGUAUGUAAAAAAAAUAAAAAAUAAAAAGAAAGGAUGAAAUAAAAAACUUUUAGUUCAGA